AUUUUUUCUCUCGCAGAUUAGGGAGGGUUUUCCAAACCUGUAUGAGUUGUUAAAGUGGUGGCAGUUUGCGCGUCCAUCGAUUAAAGUCGCUGUUGGAUGGUCUUUACCACGAAUAACGGAAAUCAUUCUAAAUCUUUAUCAUGAAGCUGGAUCAAACAAGUGAUGAGUCGUCUAAUACGUUCCUGUCGAAGGUUUGUCGACCGGUCACUGUGAUGCACCAAACCAUAGUUGAUAAGCUCUAUCCAUAUAGGAUAACUAGAUGGCUAUUUGCACUGCUGUUAUUUGCUAUUUACGUGCUCCGGAUAGCAUCUAUCCAGGGCUUCCAUAUCGUUAGCUAUACUCUCGCAAUAUAUUUAUUAAGUUUAUUCAUAUCAUUUAUUUCUCCAAAAGUAGAUCCUGCUGCUGCAGAUUAUUCGGAUGAAAUCCCUACACUUCCACGAACUGUAGGUGAAGAGUUUAGACCAUUUAUACCAAGAUUACUUGAAUCAAAAUUCUGGUUGUAUGUAUUUCGAACGUUAGUUUUAUAUCUUAAAUUAUCCAAACACGCCAUACGUAUUAGUGAUACGUAAAACAGUUCAGAAACGUAAUUCACAUGACCACUACCUUAAUUGACUAUAAUUUAGCAAAAUUUUCGUAGUGUUUUGUUUCGCAAAAGAAUACUUCCAUUAUUCAGUGGUGGAUAUAUAUCUAUCGUGCUACUCUUUUCCGUUGAUCAUGAUUAUUUCAGCAUCAUUCUGAGAAGGUUGAAAUGCUGCUGUUAGUUUUGCCAUUAAGAAUCUCAGCUGAUCUAAUUUCGUCGCUAGUUUUGUAGUGUUUUACUGUGGUGCACUACGUUUCUCAUUAUUGUCAACAUCCAUAUCAUGGAUCAACGUAUUGCUGCAAACAUCAUCUGCAACUGAAAACCAGUUUUGAAUAAAGUCCCAUCCAGCGAAUUCGACGGAGAUCUAAUGCCAAGAAAAGGCUAUCCCUGUCGGUUCGGAGUGCAUGUGGCGAUUUCAGAAGACUUGGCUCUCCACCGUCCGUGCCGUUGCAAUCAGUAUAUUUUGCACAUAUCUUCCAUUCUUGGAUAUUCCGGUAUUUUGGCCGAUACUAGUAAUGUAUUUUAUAAUGUUGUUUGCUAUUAUGAUGAAGAAGCAAAUUAAGCAUAUGAUCAAAUAUCGCUACGUUCCAUUUACUUAUGGGAAACCGAGACCUGUCGGAUCAAACAAUAAGGAACAAGCAUCUCCUGUGAUUAACUCAUGACAUAUAAUUAUAAAUAAGUUGUCUUCUUAUCUCUCUAAAUCACUGUGCUUCUUCAUCUUUUGUUCAUUUUCGGUAUCUGUACAUAGUUGUUUUGAUCUUAUCUUUGCCUGUAUAUGGAGUUUUGAUUGUAUUUUUAUGCUUUAAAAGAGGAUAUUGAUUACUGAAAACUAAAUUGUCUUUGUUCUAAAUCACGUAGUUUGUAUAUUUCUUUUUGUCGUUGAAAAAUCUCUUGUUCUUUUCUUGAAUAAAUUUUAAAGCACAAAUCCAGAUAUUUUCAUUGUACAUAGGUAUGUACGGUAACUUCGGGAACUGAAAUUGUGAUACCUUUGUUUUACACAUUUCAAGAUACUUUACUCCUAUCUUUUAAAUACCCCCUAUUUAUUGCAAUAUACUUGUUCCAUUGUUCUAAACAUCUUUUGUGAUUCUCAAAAGUCAAACCCUUCCAGCUAUCUCCUUUUCUGUUUUAUUUUCUUUACAUCGUUUUCAUUCCCCCGUUUUCACAGUCGUCUUGGAUUUCAGGAAUAAAAGCCCUUAGUCUAGUG
Messenger RNA from Schistosoma guineensis, 1784 nucleotides. The record is from the annotation of a GenBank genome assembly. NCBI's taxonomy places the organism in Eukaryota, Metazoa, Platyhelminthes, Trematoda, Strigeidida, Schistosomatidae.